AUGGAGCUGCUAGACAGGCCCGGGGGGGGGGGGGGGGGGCGGGGCCGCGGCGGCGGCGGCGGGAUGUUGGCGACGGGGACGGAGAGUCUGCUCCGCCAGGCCAGGGAGGUCGGGGCCGAGGAGCUAGGCAGGCUCUGUGCCCGCGUCAGCGUGCUGCUGCAGGCGGAGGACUGGGGCCCUGACACGCUGGACGCCCUGCGGAGGCUCUUCCUCAUCGUGGCGGCCACCAAGUAUAGCAGGAGGCUGGAGCCCGCGUGCGUGGCGCUGCUGCAGACCGCCCUCCGCUCGCCCUGCUGCCCCGAGCGGCUCCAGCUGCUGUGUGCCGCCGUGCUGAGAGAGAUGGCGCCCUCCGACAGCCUGAGCCUGUCCUGCGGCCAAGCGCAGAGCUCGUGGCAGCUGGGCCUGGUGGCCUCCGUGCUCUUGGCCCAGGGCGACCCGCAGCAGGUCAGGACCAUGGGCCAGCGUGUCAUCAAGGUCCUGCUGGAGAGUCGGCAGCCUGAGGGGCACAGCCUGACGCACCUCCUCCCGGUCGUGUCCAAAGUGGCCAGCCUGGCCCCGGAUGCCUUUCCUGAAGGUCAGCACACUCCUGUCAGCAGGGGGCUGGGUCCCAGGAAGCCCCGCACACUUAACUCCAUCCCCAUGGUGUCCCCCGCAGAGCAGACCAAGGCGCUCAGCAAGCGGCUGGGGGACUGGCUCCGCUACGCCAGCGUCCAGCAAGGGGCGGCCCAUGCCUCCGGGGGCUUCUUCUCCACGCCCAGAGCCCGGCAGCCGGGCCCUGUCACUGAGGUGGACGGGACCGUGGCCACGGACUUCUUCACAGUGCUGUCCACGGGCCAGCGCUUCACAGAGGACCAGCGGCUGAACGUGCAGGCCUUCUCCAUGCUGCGGGCCUGGCUGCUGCAGGCGAGCCCCGCACACCCCAGCGCCACAGAUGCAGACGACAGGUCGGAGCUGGAGGGCUCCACCGUGUCCGUGCUCUCGGCCGCCUCCACCGCCAGCCACCUGCUGCCGCCCGCCGAGUGGCUGCGGGAGAAGGCCCUGGAGUACUGCCAGCGCCUGCUGGAGCAGAGCGGCCGGCGAGCCCUGAGGAAGGCCGACUGGGACCUGCAGAAGGCGUGCCUGGCCGAGGCCGUGCUGCUGCUGGACCUGCUCUGCCAGCGGGACCCCGCCUUCCUGUACCGCGCCCUCCCGUGCCUGCGCGCCCUGCGGGCCCGGCUCCACGGCGGCCCAGCCUGCGCCCGCGCACUGCUGCCCAUCGCCCGCUUCUUCCUGCGGCACGGGGAGGCCGCCGCCGUGGACGCCGAUGCUGUCUACCAGGACCUCUUCACCAGGAUCCCGUCGGAACACUUCCACAGCCCGAUGCUGGCCUUCGAGUUCAUCCAGUUCUGCAGGGACCCCCUCCUGCUGCUCGGCAGCAACCUGGACCUUCUCAAAACCAGCUUCCCCAACCUCUUCAAGUUUCUGGCCUGGAGCAGUCCGGCGCUCACCUCCGAGUUUGUGGCACUCCUGCCGGCGCUGGUCGACGCAGAGACGGCCGUGGAGAUGCUCCACCUGCUGCUGGACCUGCCGAGCCUGACCGCGGCCUUGGACCUGCAGCUCCGGUCGUCGCAGGCUGCGUCUGAGAGGCCGCUCUGGGACAUCUCUGUGAGAGCCCCCGGCUGCCUGGAGGCCUUGCGGGACCCCCAGGCUCAGGGCCUCUUCCAGCACCUGCUGCGUGCCAAGGCCAGUGGGACCACAGAAAGGUUGACGCCGCUCCACCAGCUGCUGCAGCCCCUGGCCAGCUGCGCCCGGGUAGUCCAGUGUGCCCAGGCCGUGCCCACCCUACUCCGAGCGUUCUUCGCGGCAGUGACGCAGUUCGCCGAUGGGGCCCUGGCCAGCCGCCUGGCGCUGCUGCUCCUGGAGAGAAGUGAUGCGCUUUUCCAGGUUGAGGGGUAUGAAGCUGACCUGCACAGGGUGCUGAGCUCCCAGUUCCCGGCCCUGUGCAAGCUGCACCCCCCGCUGGUGGUCGAGCAGGCCAAAGAGCUGCUGGAGUUCGUGGGCAGUCUGGGGGGGUCCUCUGGCACCGGGUACAUGCUCACGUCUGUGGUGUGGGCCAUCGGCGAGUACCUCUCGGUGUCCUGGGACCGGCGCUGCACCGCAGAGCAGAUCAACAGGUUCUUCGAAGCUCUGGAGGCCCUGCUUUUCGAGGUCACGCAGUCUCGGCCCUCCGCCGCCCUUCCCAAGUGUCCUCUGCAGGUCAUCACCGUGCUCAUGACCACGCUGACCAAGUUGGCCUCCCGGAGCCAAGACCUGAUCCCCAGGGUCUCCCUGCUCCUGUCCAAGAUGAGGACGCUGGCCCAGAGCCCAGCCGCGGGCCCCAUGCACAGCGAAGGUGACCUGGGAGCUGUCCGCACACGGGCCACUGAGCUGCUCAACCUGCUCAAGAUGCCCAGCGUGGCCCAGUUUGUGCUCACGCCCAGCGUGGAGGUGUCCCAGCCCCGCUAUCACCGCGACUCCAACACAGCCCUGCCCCUGGCCCUGGACAUGGUCAGCCGGCUGCUGGAGCGGGAGGCGAGCCUCCUGCCAGGGUGA
Molecule: messenger RNA, 2571 nt
Organism: Rangifer tarandus platyrhynchus (Svalbard reindeer)
Lineage: Eukaryota; Metazoa; Chordata; Mammalia; Artiodactyla; Cervidae
Source: the annotation of a GenBank genome assembly